UUGGUGUUAGUAUUAGGGGACCUUCACAUCCCACACCGGUGCAGUGGUCUACCAGUGAAGUUCAAGAAGCUGCUAGUUCCAGGAAAGAUUCAACACAUCUUGUGUACAGGAAACCUCUGCACAAAGGAGAGCUAUGACUACCUCAGGACUUUGGCUGGGGACAUCCACGUUGUUAGGGGGGACUCUGAGAGCCUGAAUUAUCCUGAAGAGAAAGUUGUAACUGUGGGGCAGUUCAGAAUUGGGCUGAUUCACGGCCACCAAGUUAUUCCCUGGGGUGACAUGGCCAGCCUGGCACUGCUGCAGAGGCAGCUGGAUGUGGACAUUCUCAUCUCUGGACACACGCACAGAUUUGAAGCAUUUGAACACGAAAACAAAUUCUACAUCAACCCUGGAUCAGCUACAGGAGCCUACAGUGCUUUGGAAAU
Messenger RNA from Pelecanus crispus (Dalmatian pelican), 425 nucleotides. The record is from RefSeq and is a predicted model, not a curated record. NCBI's taxonomy places the organism in Eukaryota, Metazoa, Chordata, Aves, Pelecaniformes, Pelecanidae.